This is a messenger RNA of Asterias rubens (European starfish), 937 nucleotides long. Its product is annotated as protein Hikeshi-like. Bases 1 to 600 code for a protein of 199 amino acids. Gene Ontology annotation, cellular component: nucleus; cytosol. Gene Ontology annotation, biological process: protein import into nucleus. Lineage: Eukaryota; Metazoa; Echinodermata; Asteroidea; Forcipulatida; Asteriidae. The record is from RefSeq and is a predicted model, not a curated record. Gene Ontology annotation, molecular function: nuclear import signal receptor activity; Hsp70 protein binding. The transcript is spliced from 5 exons.
AUGCAGGUUCAACAACAUCAGUCAUGUGCUAACCGCGGAUCCCUCUGUUCCCCAUCCCCAACACUAAACUCGCAAUCAGAUCAAUUGUGGUUUUACCCUUUACACCGAUAUGUCCAGACGGACAUGCAACAGAUAGACGACACUCAUGUCCUCUUCAACAUUUUCAAUGCGGCUACCAUCAACCACAUCGUUGUCUUCCUGACCGGGACCGAAGCGUUUCCAGAGGGAAUGGGCGGGGCCAUCUACUUCAGUUGGCCGUCACCGGAGGGCGAAAUGGUCAGGAUGUUUCUCGGUUUCAUCACCAACGAAAAGCCAAGUGCCAUUUUUAAAGUAGUCGGCUUGAAGAAAGGAAGUUCUACAAACAACUCAUUCAUGCAGUCUAUGCCUGUACAGCAGCCGAUGAAGACGAUGUCACAGAUUGGAAUCUCUGAGGAACCCCUUCACGUUAUCCAGCAUCAGAUACCAGCAGAAACUACCCAGACGUUGACUUUGACCAGCUUCUCAGAGUUCUCCAUGAAGAUGUUGGAGAACUUCUACGACUACGCCUCGUCGUUCGGAAUAAACCAGUCGCAGAUGACACCCCAGCCAAUUGAGCAAUGAUUUGGGGUCAAAUUUAUCCGUCGAACUUUUGAUUUUCUUUGUGCACAAAAAUCCCGUAGUGAGGCUAGAUAGUAAAACCUGUGUAACUUUGACCCAUGGUAUCAUACAAUAUCUUUCCGAAUACAGUAAACAUUUGGCAAAACAAAUGAAAUGAAUUUGGAUUUCAGCAUCCUCCAAGCAGUGAAUACAUACGAUCCUUAAAUUAUACACCUGUAUAUCUCCCAACCUCAACUUGUAAUUUAUGUGCUUAGCUCCUAAACCUUGCUAAGCAGUGACGAUAUUGAGGAUUGUGUACAAAUAACUUAGGUAUGGCUGUAUGUCGAAGUUCUUUUUAAAC